AUGGGCCCUGGGACGGCAUCCGCGUCCUGGGGUUUGCAACUCGGCGUGGCGCUGGUCUUUCUGCUGGCCUCUGGCUGCCAGGGGCUGAGCCAUGAGGGCUGGCUUCUCCUGGCGCUCAAGAGCCAGAUGAUUGACAGUUACCACCACCUUGACAACUGGAACCCCAAGGAUCCAUCGCCGUGCGCGUGGAGUGGUGUCAACUGCUCCUCCUCCUCCUCGUCGUCGAGGCUAGCAGUGGUGUCUCUCAACGUCAGCAACAUGAACCUGUCGGGCACCGUCGGCCCCGGCAUUGGCGGUCUUACCGAGCUGACUAGCCUCGAUCUGUCCUUCAAUGAGUUCUCUGGUGCCAUCCCUCCGGACAUCGGGAAUUGCUCAAAACUGGUGUUGCUCAACUUGAAUAACAACAAUUUUGAUGGUACAAUCCCCCCUGAGCUUGGGAAGCUGGCCAUGCUGACCGGAUGCAAUCUGUGCAAUAACAGGCUCCAUGGUCCAAUACCUGAUGAGAUUGGUAACAUGUCAUCACUUCAAGACUUGGUGGGGUACAGUAACAAUCUCUCCGGUUCUAUACCGCAUUCGAACAAGUUGGAAGGGCCUUUGCCAAAAGAGAUUGGGAGAUUGGGUCUCAUGACAGACCUCAUCCUGUGGGGAAAUCAGCUUUCUGGCCCCCUUCCUCCAGAGAUCGGGAAUUGUACAAAUCUCAGGACUAUUGCCCUUUAUGAUAAUGAUCUGGUUGGUCCUAUACCUGCAACAAUUGGGAACAUUACUUAUCUUGAGAAGCUGUAUCUUUACAGGAAUUCGAUAAAUGGUACCAUUCCAUCUGAAAUUGGGAAGCUUUCUUUUGCAGAGGAGGUUGAUUUUUCAGAGAAUUUCUUAACGGGAGGGAUACCAAAGGAGUUGGGCAACAUACCAGGGUUGUAUCUACUCUACCUCUUCCAGAAUCAGCUUACUGGCUUUAUUCCUAGUGAGUUGUGUGGAUUGAGGAACUUGAGCAAGCUUGAUCUUUCGAUCAAUUCACUCACUGGCCCGAUUCCAGCCGGAUUUCAGUACAUGACCAAGCUAAUCCAGUUGCAACUCUUCAACAAUAUGCUAUCAGGGGACAUACCUCCAAGGUUUGGCAUUUACAGUCGACUGUGGGUGGUGGAUUUCUCAAACAACAACAUUACAGGGCAGAUACCUAGAGAUCUUUGUAGGCAGUCAAACCUUAUUUUGUUGAAUCUGGGGUCUAACAAGUUGACUGGAAACAUACCUCACAGAAUCACCAGCUGUAAAUCCUUGGUGCAGCUUCGUCUCAGUGACAACAGUCUGACAGGAAGCUUCUCCACUGAUCUCUGCAAUCUGGUGAAUUUGACAACAAUCGAGCUGGCUCGAAACAAGUUCAAUGGCCCUAUUCCUCCUCAGAUAGGGAACUGCAAUGCUCUGCAGAGGCUUAACCUUGCAAAUAAUUAUUUCACAUCUGAGUUGCCCCGAGAAAUAGGGAAAUUGUCAAAGCUUGUCGUCUUCAAUAUCUCAUCUAACAGGCUAGGAGGAAGCAUACCACUGGAGAUCUUCAAUUGUACAACAUUGCAGCGUCUUGAUCUCAGCCAGAAUAGCUUUGAAGGUUCAUUGCCAAAUGAAGUUGGUAGACUGCCUCAACUGGAGCUUCUCUCGUUCGCUGAUAAUAGGCUAUCUGGGCAGAUGCCACCUAUUCUUGGUAAACUUUCACAUUUGACAGCACUGCAGAUUGGUGGCAAUCAAUUCUCUGGUGGAAUACCAAAGGAGCUGGGGCUGCUCUCAAGCUUGCAGAUUGCCAUGAAUUUGAGCUAUAAUAAUCUCUCUGGGAAUAUACCAUCAGAGCUUGGCAGUCUUGCAUUAUUGGAAAGUUUGUUUCUCAAUAAUAACAACCUGACAGGUGAAAUCCCAGAUACAUUUGUAAACCUGUCAAGUUUGCUUCAGCUCAAUGUCUCGUACAAUAAUCUCACCGGUACUCUUCCCCCUGUGCCGCUUUUUGACAACAUGGUUGUGACCAGCUUUAUUGGAAACAGAGGACUCUGUGGUGGACAACUUGGCAAGUGUGGAUCUGAGUCACCCUCCUCUUCCCAGGCAUCCGACUCGGUCAGUCGUCCUAUGGGCAAGAUCAUAGCAAUUAUUGCCGCCAUUAUUGGAGGAGUAUCACUUAUUCUUAUUGCCAUACUUUUGCACCAUAUGAGGAAACCAUUAGAAACAGUAGCCCCUUUGCAAGACAAGCAAAUUCUAUCUGCUGGGUCUAACAUUCCUGUUUCUGCGAAGGAUGCGUAUACAUUUCAGGAACUGGUCUCUGCUACAAAUAAUUUUGAUGAUAGUUGUGUCAUUGGACGGGGUGCUUGUGGGACUGUGUACAAAGCCGUCCUGAAGCCUGGGCAGAUAAUUGCGGUAAAGAAGUUGGCUUCAAACAGGGAAGGAAGCAACACGGAUAACAGCUUCCGUGCGGAGAUCAUGACUCUUGGAAAGAUAAGACAUCGUAACAUUGUGAAGCUGUACGGUUUCAUCUAUCACCAGGGUGCAAACCUUUUGUUGUAUGAGUACAUGCCAAGAGGCAGCCUUGGAGAGCUACUUCACGGAGAAUCUUCUUCUUCACUCGAUUGGGAGACACGCUUCACGAUAGCCCUUGGGGCAGCUGAAGGGCUUUCAUACUUGCAUCAUGAUUGCAAGCCUCGGAUCAUCCACCGUGAUAUCAAGUCAAAUAACAUUUUACUUGAUGACAACUUUGAAGCUCAUGUUGGUGACUUUGGGUUGGCUAAGGUAAUUGACAUGCCAGUCUCAAAGUCUAUGUCUGCAAUUGCUGGUUCAUAUGGCUAUAUUGCACCAGAGUAUGCGUACACCAUGAAGGUGACUGAGAAAUCUGACAUAUACAGCUAUGGUGUCGUGCUGUUGGAGCUGCUAACCGGCCGUGCGCCUGUGCAACCGAUAGAAUUGGGAGGUGAUCUGGUAACAUGGGCCAAAAAUUACAUCAGGGACAAUUCUCUGGGUCCAGGGAUAUUUGACAGUAAUCUUGAUUUGGAAGAUAAAGCCGUCGUCGAUCAUAUGAUCGAGGUCUUGAAAAUUGCUCUGCUAUGUAGUAACCUGUCGCCCGGCAGUGAACUUCCUCAAGGUGCCUCCAGGGUCACUCUACUCCACCGAACAAGCCACACCCGUCAGAGGUCAGACCACUACCAAUCUACCAUGGCAGCAGAGGAAGCAGGGAGCCGGGACCCGCACGUCGUCCUCUUCCCCUUCCUCGCGCGCGGCCACAUCCCCGCCUUCCUCCGCCUCGCCGGCCUCCUCCACGAGCUGCGCCCGGGCAUCACCGUCACCCUCGUCUCCACCGCGCGCAUCCUCGAUUCCAUCUCCCUCCCGCCCACCAACCCUCCUAUCCGCCUCCACGCGCUCCCGUUCGCGCCCGCGGACCACGGCCUGCCUCCCGGCGCCGACUCCCUCGCCGACCUCCACUUCUUCAACGCGAUGCUGGUGGUGGAGUGGGGCGUCUGCGUGGAGGUGGCGCGGGGGAACAUGGAGAGCUCGGUGGUGGCGAUGGGGGCCGUGGCCGACGCCGUGGGGACGGUGAUGGGGGAGACGGAGAAGGGCGGCGAGAUGAGAAGGAAGGCGGAGGUGAUCGCGCGCGCGAUGGCGGCCGCUUGGGAGGGACCGCGUGGGUCGUCGGCGGUGAGCUUGGAGGGGUUCCUCGGAUGCGUUGAGAUUUGA
Molecule: messenger RNA, 3696 nt
Organism: Triticum turgidum subsp. durum (durum wheat)
Lineage: Eukaryota; Viridiplantae; Streptophyta; Magnoliopsida; Poales; Poaceae
Source: the annotation of a GenBank genome assembly